Colletotrichum karsti is the source of this 1140-nucleotide messenger RNA. Its product is annotated as myb dna-binding domain containing protein. The transcript has 2 exons. Lineage: Eukaryota; Fungi; Ascomycota; Sordariomycetes; Glomerellales; Glomerellaceae. The record is from RefSeq and is a predicted model, not a curated record. Bases 1 to 1140 code for a protein of 379 amino acids.
AUGGCAUCGCAUCCUACCCUGAUCAAUCUCCCUCCCCCCACCUCCAAUCCAGACACCCCGUCUGAGAUGCCAGGCACCCCGACGAGCACCACAACGUCCCUGUCGGCCCUCUCUACCACCGCUAUUAAAGAUGGUCACCGAGGUCACCUUCCCCAGGGCCCCGCGGGCCGCGGCCACGCCCAUCACCCCUCGACGACAAGCCUCGAGGCUGAACGCGCCGACCGUAUCUCGCGCCUCGCCGGUCUAGAGCGAGUCUCGACACUACGCGCCCCGCCGCAUCACCAGAACGCGGGCUCAUCUUCUCUUUCUCCUCAGACGACCCCAACCUCUACGACCGGCUUUCCGCCCAACUACCCACCGAAUCAACACCUGACCCCGGCCUACUUCGACGCUCAUGGCCAGCCCACUGCUGCUACCAAGAUGAGCACCGUCGGUACUGCCAGCGCCACUGAGAGCUACGUCGGCGACGACAACGAGACGCGCACCGCCCCCGGUGAACAGGAUGAGGAUAUGCUUAGCAUGGAUACCAACUACCGCGAAGCCGACUCUGUGACCAGCAUGGGCGCCGAGCCCGAGCAUAUGGAUGAGGACAUGGCGACGCGCUCGACUGGAGGCUACGACGACCGCAUGAGCGAUGACGGAUCGGCUAGUCUUGUUGGCUUCGGCGAGGGCGCCAACAGCACGGUAUCUGGCCCGAUCUACCAGCGUCGGCCCAUUCCCGGCGUUGCUGGCCAGGGAGGCAUCUGGGGCCUUGAGAGAAGCGCUUCCGGCCUCAGCGACGGCAUCCCGACGCAGCGCAAUCGCGACGUGGCCAUGGGCGGAGACACCCCCAUCAGUGCAGCCGCCAUGCAGGAGAGGAGAGACGCGCGCAUGAUGGACGGCAUGACCAACGACGGCGCGGGUGUCCCUGACGAGGAGAUGUUCGUCGACACCACGAACAAGCCUCCCAUCCCCGUCUCGCAAAUGGCGGGACAGACUCCGCAACCCAAUCCGAGCACAACACCCACAGCACGAGAUGCGGCCGAGCGCAUGAUCCGCGAUCGUCUCGACGGAGGCGAGGGCCGCGUGGGCAAUGCGGCGCUGGGAAGCCCGCAAAGCGGAGAGCGUCUGGGCAAGUUCUACUUCGAGGAGCGGAAAUAG